This is a messenger RNA of Xylaria bambusicola, 1350 nucleotides long. RefSeq names its product coenzyme Q biosynthesis protein Coq4-domain-containing protein. Gene Ontology annotation, cellular component: mitochondrion; mitochondrial inner membrane. The coding region runs from base 200 to 1189 and encodes 329 amino acids. Gene Ontology annotation, biological process: ubiquinone biosynthetic process. The record is from RefSeq and is a predicted model, not a curated record. The transcript has a single exon. Lineage: Eukaryota; Fungi; Ascomycota; Sordariomycetes; Xylariales; Xylariaceae.
GAGCCGUGGUGUGGGGAAUGCCAUCGGCCUAACCUUCUGGUCAUUCGAUGUUCGUACCACGAUCCCUUCACCAAAAAUUUGAGAUUGAAUAGAAAGAUUUGAUAUUUGGUCUGAUAAUCACAAGUCUGGCCAGUCUCGAAGCGCAUCAACUGGGCAAUACCGGCCCUCGCAAAAGGGAGCAUUGGCCCCUCUCGACCAGAUGGCCAAGAUGAAAGCUCUCCAACCUGGUCUCCGAUCUGUGCGCCACAGUCGCAACGUCACGAGCAUCAUCCCACCUCGCUGCUCUUCACCAGCCCUUCUCCUCCCCAUAACAUCAUCCUCGACCUCUCCCUGUCCCCAGCCAACUACAUCCCGCAGCUGCUCGCCUUCACAAACUCGUCCAUUCUCCGUCCUCAACCGCCCGCCACCGAAUUACCCCGGCCAUGUCCCUCUAACAGGCAUCGAGCGAGCCGCUCUAGCCAUCGGCUCAGGCGUGCUCUCCUUCCUGGACCCGCGCAGAGGCGAUCUCAUCGCCGCCCUCGGCGAAGCCACCGCAACACCCUACUUCGCGAACCGUCUCCGCCGCGCAAUGCUAGCAUCCCCAACAGGCCGCCGAAUUCUCCGCGACCGGCCCCGCAUCACAUCGACCUGCCUCGACCUGCCUCGUCUCCGCGCAUUGCCGCCGUCCACGGUCGGCGCGACAUACGUAGCAUGGUUAGACCGCGAGGGCGUGACGCCCGACACGCGCGCCGGCGUGCGCUACGUCGACGACGAGGAGUGCGCCUACGUAAUACAGCGAUACCGGGAAUCUCACGACUUCUACCACGCCUUGACAGGGUUACCCGUGGUGCGCGAGGGCGAGGUCGCGCUCAAGGCCUUCGAGUUCGCGAAUACGUUGCUGCCCAUGACAGGCUUAUCCGUGCUUGCCGUAGCGACGCUGAAACCUGCCGAAAGGAGGCGUUUCUGGGGGAUCUACGGGCCCUGGGCAGUGCGGAACGGGCUGCGGAGCGAAGAGGUGAUCAAUGUGUAUUGGGAAGAGGAGCUUGAGACAGACGUGAGGGAUCUCCGCGCGAGACUGAAUAUCGAGGCCCCGCCUGAUUUACGAGAUAUACGGAAGCGGGAACGGGCUGAGAAGAAGGCGGCCAAGGAAGCUGCUUUAGCCGCCGCUUCUGCGGCCGGGACACCACCUGCUGCUGCGGAGAAGAUCUGAUCGAAGGUGAAGAAAAGUGAAGGGAAGGUGAGAAAUUGAGUAAUUGUAUAAUCAACAUGUACUAUACUGUACUGUCCUGCCUUGUAAUGAUAAAAUCAGAUAGAUAGACUUGGAGAUAAUACCCCCCUGACCGAAAAGUCCCUCCAUCCCCAAAGAAACGC